Molecule: messenger RNA, 1716 nt
Organism: Hippocampus comes (tiger tail seahorse)
Lineage: Eukaryota; Metazoa; Chordata; Actinopteri; Syngnathiformes; Syngnathidae
Gene: gjd4
Product: gap junction protein delta 4
Exons: 2
Coding region: 349-1596 (415 amino acids)
Biological process (GO): cell-cell signaling
Cellular component (GO): connexin complex
Molecular function (GO): gap junction channel activity
Source: RefSeq, a predicted model, not a curated record
UUCCUGUAAGGACGUCCUGCGUCCCCAAAAUAUCUCUGCAAUGCCAUGCAGGACAGCGACGUGCCUUUGCAAGCGUGUUAAGAAUAGAUCCACAAUGGGGCUCGCUGCCGUCUUCAGUUGUCUGCCGGGGACUCAGGGCGAGGAAGUUCGGGAGCAUUUCCCCUGCUUUCUACUUCCGUUAGUUUUGAGGGAAACUCAAAAGGAAUCAUGUUGGAUUGGAGCUCACAAAACUGUUGGGUAUGUCCAACUGAGUGUUAGUGAGGUUCCUGCAGGUCUAAGAGAAGACAAAAUGCUGAGGUACCGCAAGGAGAGUUAAAGGAGAGGCCCAAAACUUUGGGUGCUGAAAGAAUGACUCUGGGCGGACGGAACAUGGCGGGAUCCAGUCCGUCAGAAAUCAUCUUUAUCUCUGUCAAUCAAAGUGUCACCUUGAUAGGAAAAGUGUGGCUGGUCCUGAUGAUCUUUCUCCGCGGCCUCAUCCUCCUCCUGGCUGGUUACCCUCUCUACCAGGACGAAGAGGAGCGCUUUGUAUGCAACACGAUUCAACCGGGCUGUGCCAAUGUGUGCUACGAUAUAUUUUCCCCGAUCUCCCUUUUCCGCUUCUGGCUCGUGCAACUCGUCACCUUAAGUCUGCCCUACAUCAUCUUUACAAUCUAUGUGACGCAUAAGGUGUCAAAUGGCCUGGAUGUAGCCCCGAACUCUUUGGGUCCUGGUCAAACUAUGCAACUGCACAAGACCCGGCAAGAGCUGUCCGUCAAGACCUCGGGGGGAAAAAAGCGAGAGUUGGUCCGAUGUUUCACGGGUGCCUACAUAUUUCAGUUGAUGCUCCGGACUUUGCUGGAGGCAGGAUUUGGGGCGGCACACUAUUAUAUGUUUGGUUUCUCCAUCCCGAGGAGGUUUCUAUGCCAACACCCUCCGUGCACCACCCAGGUGGACUGCUACAUCUCAAGACCCACCGAGAAGACGCUGAUGCUCAACUUUAUGCUUGGCGUGUCCGCCCUGUCCCUUUUCCUAAAUGCCCUGGAUUUUAUUUGUGCAAUCAAGCGCUCCAUGAGGCAAAAGAGUAAAAGAAAGUUGAUGGAGUGUGUUUAUGAGGACGAGCGCGAUUUCCUGGGGACCCCUGAUCCCAAUUUUUCCGUGGGAUGUCAAACUCUGGAAACUGAGGCUGGUCCAAGAGGGAGUUUCCGCAAGAGGCAAGGCAGCCGGAGUUCUUGCAAAGGGAGGGCAGUCGGAAUAAUUCAGGAUGCAACCUCAGCCCCUCGCCCUUUGGAACCUUUGGCCUGCAACACCAACAGAAACAAUGGAUACCCUUUUUCGGAGACGGAGAAGGAAGGUGACGAGCUGGCUCUCUUUUCCUUUGAACCGACGGGGACCCCUAAAGCCAUUUGUGUUAGUAAACGGAGCAGGCUCAAACCUCCACCACCCCCCAGGCGGGACCUUGGGCUUCACCCGGCGCUGUCACCAAGACUCAAGAGAGAUGAGCCCAUGACGACAGAAACCGCUGUGGAUAGGAUUGGUCAGUACACUUUGGCGGAGCCGGCCAAUGGUGCGGACCGAUCAAACGAUGACGGCCAGGAGAAAAGAUCCGAGUGGGUGUGACUUCUUUUUUUUUUCUUUAUUCGCAGGGUUGUUAUGCAAGAUGAGACCGAGCAAAUAAGAUGUGAGAGCAACUUGAGAGCCAGCUUUACAUAGUGGCAACAACUGUUGGAUCGCUGGCCG